Messenger RNA from Coprinopsis cinerea okayama7#130, 2907 nucleotides. RefSeq lists its product as hypothetical. Bases 1 to 2907 code for a protein of 968 amino acids. The record is from RefSeq and is a predicted model, not a curated record. NCBI's taxonomy places the organism in Eukaryota, Fungi, Basidiomycota, Agaricomycetes, Agaricales, Psathyrellaceae. The transcript has 14 exons.
AUGCAACACCGGUGCACAGCAGGCUGUAAUGCUGUAUUUGAGAAGAAAGCCGCGCAAAUUAGCCACAGCAAGUCGUGCGGCAAACGAAGGGCGCUGAAAGAGGAUCAGGAGCAAUGGGCGAAACGUACAGCCAGUUCCAAAGCUCUUCCAGAUACAGCCCCAGGCCAUGUUGUUGUUGACCCACCGAAGAAUCCUUGGGAGAACUUGUCCCCUCGCCCGUCCCAGACUCGUAAGACAUCGACAUCCAGGCAACCCGUGCCCAAUUUGCGCAUGAACGCCGAAGCAGGUUCAUCUCUCCGCUCCCGAGGGCAACCUCAACAAAGAUUGGACCCACCUUCCGACAUUCGAAUCGAGCAUCACGCAAAACGAAAGCGGGCACCGGAACACAUCACGACCGAUCAGUACAACCUACGCCGGCGACGUCCAGGUGCAAGUGCCAACACACGCGUUCCCCUCCCAUCUCUGACGUCGAAGUCCCCAUACUUCCCUUUCCAAACGGAUGCCGACUAUCGAUUUGCAAAACUCAUCUUUCGCUCCGCAAUGCGCGACGAUGAUGUGAAGGAACUGCUCUCCCUCAUCAACAAAUGUGUCGAUAGGAAGGAUACCCUCACGUUCAACGGGAGUCAGGCAAUCCACGAUGCUUGGAAGGAUGCCUCAUGCCUUGUAACUCCUUUUGAAUGCAACACUGUUGACGUGCCCUUCAAGGAAGAACCUCACAAGUACAAUGUCUGGGUGCGGUCUGUAUGGAAGUGGGCACUUGAACUGGUCGAGAACCCCAAACUAGCACCGGAGUUUGUUUGGGAGAGCGUGAAAAUGUUCAAGAAGAACGACGAUGAGAUGUGGGAGCGCUUUGUCACGGAGCCGUGGACAGGGGAUGACUGGGCAAAGAUCGAGGACAACUUACCUGACGACGGAGUACCUCUCUGUUUGAUCGUCUAUGCUGAUAAGACACAGCUCUCGUCGUUCGGGGGCAAGAAGGCGUACCCAGUGUAUGCCAAGAUUGCAAACCUCCCCGCUCAUAUAAGGAACGGGAAAGGUAUCGGUGGAGGUUGUGUGGUCGGAUGGCUUCCAAUCAUCCCAGAGAAGGACAAGAAAUCCAACCGAAGCACAGAAUGGGUGGAGUACAAGCGCGUAGUAUGGCACGAUAGUUUUCGAGAGAUACUCGAGUCUAUCAGAACACAUUCAAAGGAUGGGGUUUACUACAAAUGCGGGGAUGGGGUUGUCCGAAGGCUCUUCCCAUGUAUUCUGAUGCUCUCGGCCGACUAUGAAGAGCAGGCAGUGAUGGCUGGUAUACGUGGAUCAAAGACUAAGCAGUGCCCCGUGUGUCUGGUCGACGAGGACAACCUUGCAACAUUCUUUACCAACUGGGAAUAUCGAAAUGCGGAGACCACUCAAAAGCUGGUUGAUGUACUUGAAAGGCCUGAUGCACCAGAACGAGUCAAAGGCACUGCACGCAAGAAACUUCAGGAGCUGAACGUCCGACCGAUCAAGAAUGCUUUUGCAGAUAUCGCGAACUCGGACCCUCACCGUGCCCUGUCGUUUGACCGACUGCAUAAUUACCCUGGUGGGCUGGCAAAAACUCAUCUUCUGGCGAUGCUCUACGAAAUUUUCGAUCGUGGUCCUUAUUCAACACCGGAAGUGCAGAAACGAAUUAAUUCAAGGGCGAGCGCAGUUCCACGAUGGCCUGGACUGACUCAUUACGACAACAUCACAACUAAAAAAUCAUUUCAAGACUCGAACAAGUGGGAAGAUUUGGCGCGGCUCUUUCCAUUCAUUCUAUACGACGGUGUGAUUGAUAAAUCCGAUAAGCCAACCCUCCAGAUUCUGAGAUGCCUCCGCAUCUUCUUGAACCUCAAUGCAUUCUCGUCGUUCGAAGUUCAUACUGAGUCCACGGUGAAAGAGAUCGAGAAGGAACUUCAAGUGUUCUGCGAAGAGAUCAAGAAGCUUGGAGAUCUCUUCGAAGGCAAGAGCUGGUUAUUUCCGAAGAUGCAUCUUCAGAUGCAUCUUCCUGGAGACAUCUUUGCAAAAGGCGUAACGCGGAACUACACGACCAAAACCUUUGAAACAAUGCACCGCGCGUUGAAGUUCUAUUAUCAGUAUAUGACUAAUUUCAAAGACGCAGACAAACAGAUUCUUAGCGCAGACCAACGUGGCCAGGUCAUAGACUUUAUUGACUCAAUUAUUGACGUUCAUCUUGAAGCACUCGAGGACGCCGAGGACUGCGCCGAUGAAGAACUUCAGCAUCGCUUCAGCUUCGGAAAUGUUACCCUCAAGGCACCUCAAGGACCUCGAAAGGCGCGCCCACUGGACCAAUUUGACUUCCACUACGAGGAAGAACUUGGAGAGCAUGCCCGCUUCUUUGAAGGGGUCAAUCUCAGCCAAUCGUUGAGCGACUUCUGCUCAUUGAAUGGGCUCGACAUUACCAUCCGCAACUCGACACUGGUUCGUUCAUUCCGCUCAAUGGAGGUAGUCUACACCUCGAAGGAGUCAUGGGACAUUGAACGCGACCUGCUUCGGUGCUCCCCCUCUUUUCAUGGUCGCCCUCGCUACGACUCGGUUAUUCUUCAGACAACCACAGGAGACAUCUUUGCUCGCCUACUCGCACUAUUCACCAUUCAAGCCCCCGGAACACCAGAUUCUGACGCCAUUCCAAUCGCAUUGGCCCUUCCAUAUACCGCACCAAUUCCUAGAAACCAGAGUGCAAAGGAUGCAGGUGCGGGGUUCUAUCGUGUCAGGAGGGCUGUUCAAACAGGUGCAGAGCUGUUUUUUGCGCGUUCUAUUGUCCGUGGUGCCGUUUUAAUCCCUGUGAAUGAGCAAGAAACCGAUUACCUAGUCUUCGAUGUCGUAGAUUCAGACAUGUUUCUCCCGCGUUCGAGAGUUGCUUCGCAUGCUGAUCUAGAUAGUUAA